UCCAGUAUCUAGAAUUUUGCAUGUGAUUGGUAUGUUUUAACUAAGAUUUUGGUUAGUAAUAUGCAAUUUACUUGUUCUGUUUCCCCUGAGUAUAAAGGAUUUUUAAAAAGAAAAAUAUGUGCUUUGAAUUAGCUUGUUAACCAGCUGUAUAAUUCUCUUCAGUCAAAGCUUAAGUACUGAUGUCAUUUUUGAAGCGUAAACAAGUGUAGGCACAUGCAUACAUGCUUCUCAAAGCCUCCCUUUUCAGGGACAAAGCCCUAAAAUUGCACACACUGAUGGCCCAGGAAUUAAAGUGGUUGUGGAAUUUAGCUUCAAGAGAUUUGAUUAGCACCUAGAUGUUUUGCCUUUGUGUUACAAAUUUUCUUGUCUGCUUACAGGUAAGUGCAGUAUCUGAGUGGGUGAACCAAGAAACAGUGAUUGAACAAGUAAAGAAUGGGGUAAAGUACAGAGAGGCUCUUGUCAAGUGGGAUGAAGCACUUCAGUUAACUCCAGAGGAUGCUAUGCUUUAUGAGAUGAAAUCACAGGUCCUGAUGUCUUUACAUGAAAUGUUCCCAGCAGUGCAUGCAGCAGAAAUGGCUGUCCAGAGAAACCCACGUUCCUGGGAUGCCUGGCAGACUUUGGGACGUGCCCAGCUUGGAUUAGGAGAGAUAGCACUGGCAAUCCGAAGCUUCCAGGUAUCCUUACACAUCUUUCCAAUGAACCCUGAAGUAUGGAAUGAAGACCUUUCCUGGGCAAGAAAACUACAGGAACAGCAGAAGGCCACAAAGACUGAGUCAGUGCAAGCACUGGCAAAAGGAAAAGAGCUUGUACAAGAGUCAAUCCCAGACUAUGACUUUGAAAGUGAUGAAAUUGUGGCAGUCUGUGCUGCCAUUGCAGAGAAGGAGAAAGCUCUUUCAGCAGCUAAAACAAUGGUAAUUGUGUCUGCUUCAGGCACAGUAGAGACUGUUACUGAGCAGGACAAUUGUCCUGCAACUCCUGAUGAAACCCUUUUCAUCAAGGCCCGGUAGGGCAGCCUGACAGGUUGUCAUACCCAUAGUUAAAAGAACUGCUAUUAUUUAUUGUAUUUUUCUUGCUUUGUGUUUUUUCUUUUUUUAUUAAAUGGUAGGAUAGCCUACAAAAGUUAAAGAAUUGAGGUUAUUUUUCUUUCAUUAACUAAAAAAGCAAUGACCUGAGUUGUUCUUCCAUCCAUAUUUUUAGAAAAGAAAGCCAAGAGUUGAUUCUAGAAAUUUUAAAUUCUUAAGAACAAAUGUAAUAUUGAAAUGCUUGACUUGAUUCUAACAGCUACCUUUAUCUUUGUGUAUUUCAUAACUUUACAAGUUAAUUUGUACAUUUUCCAAGUAAUUAGGAAAGUUUUAUUUAAACUGUAAAAGUGCUGUGGUUUAUCCCCAGCUGGC
This is a messenger RNA of Pseudopodoces humilis (Tibetan ground-tit), 1394 nucleotides long. RefSeq names its product tetratricopeptide repeat domain 33 (gene TTC33). NCBI's taxonomy places the organism in Eukaryota, Metazoa, Chordata, Aves, Passeriformes, Paridae. Gene Ontology annotation, molecular function: protein binding. The record is from RefSeq and is a predicted model, not a curated record.